Dovyalis caffra is the source of this 1539-nucleotide messenger RNA. NCBI's taxonomy places the organism in Eukaryota, Viridiplantae, Streptophyta, Magnoliopsida, Malpighiales, Salicaceae. The record is from the annotation of a GenBank genome assembly.
AUGGCAACGACCAAGAGAACUUUGCAGUGUUUGUUGAGCAGAGUUUGCAGGGAGACUAGGAGGACUUAUGGGGUUCUCCCUCAACCACCUCCACACAACUCUUCCUCCUCCUCCUCCUCCUCCUCCUCUCAACAUCUCAUCAACUUGGAGUAUGAAUACAGUGCCCACAAUUACCAUCCAGUUCCAAUCGUCUUCUCUCAAGCAAAGGGAUCCUCUAUAUGGGACCCCGAAGGCAACAAAUACUUGGAUUUUCUCUCAGCAUACUCAGCUGUUAAUCAGGGACAUUGUCACCCAAGGAUCAUGAAAGCAUUACAUGACCAAGCACAAAAGCUCACUCUCAGUUCUAGAGCCUUCUAUAAUGAUAGAUUUCCAGUAUUUGCAGAGCGCCUAACAGAUAUGUUUGGCUACGAUAUGGUGCUACCAAUGAAUACUGGUGCUGAGGGUGUGGAAACAGCUUUGAAGUUGGCAAGGAAAUGGGGAUAUGAAAGGAAAAAAAUUCCCAAUGACGAGGCUAUAAUCAUCUCUUGUUGUGGCUGCUUUCAUGGUCGUACAUUGGCUGUCAUCUCAAUGAGCUGUGACAAUGAGGCUACUAAAGGUUUUGGGCCAUUGCUGCCUGGCCAUCUUAAAGUUGAUUUUGGUGAUGAAGUUUUAUUGGAGAAAAUAUUUAAAGAUCAAGGAGAACGGAUAGCUGGAUUUCUUUUUGAACCCAUUCAAGGCGAGGCUGGGCCCACUUCUCUUUUUGACAAUGGCAGAAAGGUUUUCUGCACCACUUUGGGGUGGUUGAUGGGGAGGGAGAAGCUGCUUCUUUCACCUCUUAAGGUUGUAAUUCCUCCAGAUGGUUACUUAAAAGCUGUCAGAGAUCUUUGCUCAAAAUAUAAUAUUCUGAUGAUAGCUGAUGAAAUUCAAACUGGUUUAGCACGAACAGGAAAAAUGCUGGCUUGUGAUUGGGAACAAGUUCGCCCUGAUGUAGUGAUUCUAGGAAAGGCAUUGGGUGGUGGAGUGAUACCUGUCAGUGCCGUUCUCGCAGACAAAGAUGUAAUGCUUUGUAUUCGACCAGGAGAACAUGGAAGCACAUUUGGGGGAAAUCCUUUAGCCAGUGCAGUUGCCAUUGCUUCGCUAGAUGUGAUCAAAGAAGAAGGGCUUGCUGAGAGAUCUGACCGUUUGGGGCAGGAACUCAGGCAUCAGCUACUUAAGGUUCAGCAGCAGUUUCCAGACAUCAUUAAGGAAGUUCGAGGUAGGGGUUUGUUCAAUGCUGUGGAGUUCAAAAGCAAGACUUUGUCCCCUGUUUCCGCAUAUGAUAUUUGUCUGAAGUUGAAAGAUAGAGGAGUUCUUGCUAAGCCUACACAUGACACUAUUGUCCGGUUAACCCCUCCACUUUCCAUGAGUUCGGAUGAGCUCCAAGAAGGCUCGAAAGCUUUGGGUGAGGUUCUGGAACUCGAUCUACCAAAGAUGAAGAAGGCCAAACCCGAAAAGUUGUCGUCAACUGCUUCGACCACAUGUGACCGUUGUGGGCGAAACCUGUAUGGUUCUUCGGAUUAG